AUGUUUGGUCAUGCACGUAUGCAGCAGGCUGGCAUGCAGCAGAUGAUGUCCAACCAGAUGGGCUACAUGAACCCUGGAAAUAUGAACCAGGGCAACCUGUCUCCGGCCAACAUGAUUCAGGGUCAUCACAACAACAUGCCCUCCGAGCCGCGCAAUAUCCAGGGCCAUCAUGGUCAGGAAUUCCGCGCUCGCGAGCGUUCCGAGCCCCAUGACGCCAACAAUGGAACUCGAGAUGGUCUGCAUCAGCAGAACCCUGUUGCUCCCGACGAUGACCGUGCUUGGCCGUAA
This is a messenger RNA of Pestalotiopsis fici W106-1, 288 nucleotides long. RefSeq lists its product as uncharacterized. The transcript has a single exon. The record is from RefSeq and is a predicted model, not a curated record. The coding region runs from base 1 to 288 and encodes 95 amino acids. NCBI's taxonomy places the organism in Eukaryota, Fungi, Ascomycota, Sordariomycetes, Amphisphaeriales, Sporocadaceae.